AUGGAGGGGAUUAGAUCGGAGAGAAGUUCGGAGAAACUGCCGCCAUUGCAGGGGCCUGUGAUCCAGAGGACAAGAUUGCAGGUGUGGUUUAUUAGGGUUUGUUCUAGCAUACUAAUAUGGACGUGUUUGGUUCAACUGGUGGCAGUUGGGGAACUUUGGCAUCCUCGUUUGCUCACCGGGUAUUCGGGAUAUACAAAAAUGUCAGCUCGUCGAGAGGGAUCAUUGUUGACUUCUUAUCCACCGGCUAGGAACUACACAAGCAAAGGUUUUCUUAGAGUCACUUGCAAUGGCGGCUUGAAUCAAAUGCGCUCAGAGAUUUGUGACAUGGUCACGGUUGCUCGUCUUCUAAAUCUUACUUUGGUUGUUCCGGAGCUUGAUAAGGCGUCAUUUUGGGCCGACCCUAGCAAUUUUGAGGAUAUAUUUGACGUGGCACAUUUCAUAAAUUCAUUGAGAGAUGAAGUACGAAUUGUGAAGAGGUUACCUAAAAAAUUUAGCCGGCAGUAUGGAUAUCAACCCCUUGUGAUGCCACCUAUUAGCUGGUCAAAUGAGCAAUACUACUUGCAACAGAUCCUACCUCUCUUUGACAAGCACAAGGUCAUACACUUCAACCGAACAGAUUCUAGGUUGUCUAACAAUGGGAUCCCACUUGAGCUUCAGAAACUCAGAUGCCGUGUGAAUUUCCAGGCAUUAAAGUUCACGCCUGAGAUCGAGGAACUGGGUAACAAGUUGAUUCGCAUAAUCAGGCAAAAGGGAACCUAUUUAGCAUUGCAUUUAAGAUAUGAGAUGGAUAUGUUGGCUUUCUCGGGUUGCACUCAUGGCUGCACUGAGAAGGAAGCUGAGGAGCUUCGGCAGAUGAGGUUGUUUAAUGGUUCAUAA
This is a messenger RNA of Striga hermonthica, 876 nucleotides long. Lineage: Eukaryota; Viridiplantae; Streptophyta; Magnoliopsida; Lamiales; Orobanchaceae. The record is from the annotation of a GenBank genome assembly.